AUCCGUACACAAGGCGGAAGUACUUGAGUAUUGUGGUCGCCAUUUUCAAAACGGCUAAGCUUUAUUGCACACUGGAAUUGUCCACUAAAGAAGUUUAAAUAAAGAGCUGGAACUUUGAAUGAAAGAUCAUUCAUCGCGAUGAUGGAGCUCCCUGACUUCAGCAAGCAGCUGCUGCAGCAGCUGUGGACGCUGAGGAGGGAGGGUCUGUUCUGUGACUGCACCAUCCUGGUGGGAGACAGCUCUCACCGGGCUCACAAGGUCGUACUGGCUGCCUCUAGCCUGCUCUUCAGGUCCCUUCUGGACAGCUCGGACACCAUCUCCAUCGACACCUCCGUGGUUUCCUCCCAGGAGUUUGGGGCGCUGUUGGAAAUGAUCUACACUGGCCGGUUGCCUCUGGGGAAGCACAACGCGAGCCGCAUUGUUGCGGCUGCGGACAGCCUGCAAAUGUUCGACGUAGCCGUGGGCUUUAAGAAGGUCCUUUCCACUCUGGUUUGGUUUACCACAAACAGGCAGAGCACCUUGAAGUGAAGCCGUUUGCCUGCGAGGAAUGUGGCGCAGUGUUCGGAGCCAACUCUUCUCUGAAGAACCACAUGAGGCUGCACACGGGAGAGAAACCCUAUCACUGUCAGCACUGCGACAUGAGCUUCAGUGUAGCCGCUGCACUGGCUUACCACACCAAGAAGAAACACUCUGAGGGAAAGAUGUAUGUGUGUCAGUACUGUAAGGCUGUGUUCGCCCAGUCCAUUGAGCUCACACGUCAUGUACGGACGCACACUGGUGACCGGCCUUAUGUGUGUCGAGAAUGUGGGAAGGGCUACAGCCAGGCCAGCGGGCUCACUGUCCACCUGCAGACCUUCCACAGUAAGAACCCACUCAGUCUGAUGUUAACACUAUUAUUGCUCACAGCAGGGACACAACUAACAAUUAUUUUACGAAUCGAUCAUUCUAUCGUAUACCAAAUUGGUGUAUUCUGCAGAUUUUUCAUUUAACCACUUAAACCUUUUUUAUACAGUGUUAGAAAUAUUUUACAUUUAUGUGCCUUCUCUGACUUUAGACUUUAUACUCUCUAAUUUCUUAUUUUUGUACGUACAAGUAAUGUCUCCUUGUUCUGUG
This is a messenger RNA of Xiphophorus maculatus (southern platyfish), 1113 nucleotides long. RefSeq names its product zinc finger and BTB domain-containing protein 40-like. Gene Ontology annotation, cellular component: nucleus. The coding region runs from base 139 to 528 and encodes 129 amino acids. Gene Ontology annotation, biological process: regulation of transcription by RNA polymerase II. The record is from RefSeq and is a predicted model, not a curated record. Lineage: Eukaryota; Metazoa; Chordata; Actinopteri; Cyprinodontiformes; Poeciliidae. The transcript has 5 exons. Gene Ontology annotation, molecular function: DNA-binding transcription factor activity, RNA polymerase II-specific; protein binding; RNA polymerase II cis-regulatory region sequence-specific DNA binding.